AUGGAGUCGGUGCGCACGCGGUGUGUAUGGCCGCUUCUGUGGUCUCCUGUUACUCCGCAGCGUGCGCCACAUUCUGACGCAUCACUGGCACUAAAGUGUUUCCUGUUUCUCCUCCCUCUUCUUUUUUUGCUUCUCUCCUCCCACAGCCAGGCUGCACUGCUGCUGCUGCUACUCACAAGAAACCAAGAAAUGCAGUUUCCUCAAGCCAUGUGCCAGCCACGACACGCCACGCCGCUUCUCCCACUGUUGGUGGUGUUGCUGAUGUACUGCGCCAGUGGAUGUAUUGCCGCCGCUCCCGCCACACAAUACCGCUGUGGGUUUGACGAGAUGAUGAGGAGGAACGGCCCGCUGUCGACUGCGGUGGUGCGUGAGGUGCCGCGCAAGGGACAGGGCGCGAUGCAGGCGUACACCGUCGCCACACAGGAUGACGACAGUGGCUGGGAGCCGAUCCGCAUCACGGUGUUCACGGAGGAUUUGAAGGGGGGCACGGGUAGAAGGAAUUACUGCGAAAAAGGGGAGGCUGAGUGCUACAACGCCUUGUGGCACAAGGUAUCAUGCACACCAGAGCAUGUCUUGACGGAGGCAAAGAAACAAUUGUACACUGGAAGGAUUCUACCUGGUGCUGUCAAACUGCACGCCGAGCGACUACUUGUGAAACCCACUGGUGGGACGAUAACUGUACCUAGGGCUAUGAAUGAACCGUGCAACCAAUUUACGAUUUCUACUGAACACAGGAAAAACGGUGUGCUGAACGUCGACUUUAUCAUCUACGCCGCUGCUAGGCCAUCAGGUACUAAAAGCGGGGCUGUGUGGGCGGUCACAUGUAGCACAUGGGGUGAUUUUCGUCCCUCUAUUGGCGCCAUGAACUUUGAUCCGAAGUACAUGACUGACACGGCGUGGAGCGUUCGCGUUGCCGCACACGAAAUUGCGCAUGCUCUUGGGUUCAGUAAAGAGAGUAUAGGAGAAAAUAGCAUCAAAAUUUCAGAGCACAUUGUGCGUGGGACGCACCGCAGGAUGGUGGCAGGGAAACAUGUUCAGGAGAAGGCGAAAGCGCACUUUGGUUGUAAUUCUCUUGAGGGAAUGGAGCUGGAGGACGAAGAUGGUGUAUCGUCAAGAAAGAUCCCUCACUGGACGGAACGCCACGCGCGGGACGAGCUGAUGGCUCCCACAGUCGGUGCCGGCUACUACACGGCUCUGACGAUGGCGGUGUUCGCUGAUAUGGAGUACUACCGCGUGAAUUGGAGCAUGGCGGAGCCGAUGAGCUGGGGCAGCCGCACUGGCUGCGACUUUCUGAAAAACAAGUGCAAUGAAACCACGAAUCUUGCCGGCAAUUAUCCUCGCAUGUUCUGCGACGACUCCGACAAGGAGACGCUUCGCUGCACUUCCGACCGCCGUCACGUUGGGACGUGCACCGCAAGCAUCGUUGAGGACAAGAAGAGUCUGGUGGAUAAGCACGUUUGCCCUGUCGUAUCUUCGGAAUUUCACGAAAUAUUGUCUGGGACAACGUACAAUACGUGCUCGGACAAAGGUGUGACUUCUCUCCCUGGGUCGCUGACUGGCGACGGCUCGUGGUGCCUGGAUGCGGAAUUACUGGAGAAGAAGGGCGGUAAUGGCCAUAAAAGCGUCAAGGGAGUGUGCGCGCAGGUCUUGUGUGAGGAGGGCACAGUGAAGGUGAAGUACAGUGGCAGCAAGGAUUUUGAGCUUUGCCCUGAGGGCACUGACAUCCCAGUGACGCUGAAUGGUUUUGAGCAAGGUGGGAAGAUCAAGUGCCCCAUUUACGGCGAGGUGUGCACCAUUGCCGCCAACGGCAGCAGUCUUGUCAUUCCGAGAGCGUUGGAGGAUGAUAAGCGAGAGGAGCAAGAGGAGAAAAGAGAAGAGUCUGUGGCUGCUCCGGCGUUGUCCCCCGGAGCGGAAGCUCUUACAAAGGCGUCUCCUGCCGAUUUGCCUGCUGAGGAGUACUCGUCUGAAGAGGGACCCAGUGAAGAAGCGUCCACUGCAGAAGCGUCCACCGCAGAAGCGUCCAUUGCAGAAGCAUCUCCUCCAGGUAAAAAUUCUGAAGCUCCAGUAGUGCAAGCGGCAUUGAAGCAGCCUCAACAAAAAAGUGAAGCAGAACAAAUGACAGCGGUGGAGGCAUCUGCCACUACACAGCAAGUGCCACCGGAUUCAUCGCAGGAAAAUGCGGAGAGGGCGGCGGCUUUGAACUCUCAUGCCGUUGGAGAAACAACAGGUGAUGGCGGCACUGUGCGUGAGAGGAGGGUGCUGCCGCUGCUUCUUCUGCUGUUGGGACUGUGGGGGUUUGCGUCUCAGUGA
This is a messenger RNA of Trypanosoma cruzi, 2310 nucleotides long. RefSeq names its product surface protease GP63, putative. The record is from RefSeq and is a predicted model, not a curated record. Gene Ontology annotation, biological process: proteolysis; cell adhesion. The coding region runs from base 1 to 2310 and encodes 769 amino acids. The transcript has a single exon. Gene Ontology annotation, molecular function: metalloendopeptidase activity. NCBI's taxonomy places the organism in Eukaryota, Euglenozoa, Kinetoplastea, Trypanosomatida, Trypanosomatidae. Gene Ontology annotation, cellular component: cytoplasm; membrane.